AUGCUUGGAAAGUGUUUGGCAACAAGCCUUUUUCUUUUCUUUCUCUGUCUUGUUUUGGUAUUUUAUAACAGUGAUACUGGGAACUACUUCGGAAGUGGUGAUUCAAUUCCAAAACUGAUAUUGUCGUCGUGUUCGUAUCAUUUGAUCUGGACAUCGCUAGGAACUUCUCUGGAGUCCUUUAUCCAAGCGUCAGUUACCGACGAGGGCAGAGAGUUACAUUUUCCCGGACUGGCAAUAACUUUGACACUCACAAAUGCGUGUCAACCUCUCACUGAUGUGAGCAAGGCGAAAAUACCAGCGAACAAGAUCGCUCUUGUCACACUUCAACUUGAAGAUGAAACUGCUUGUCCAAUGCAAGACUUGGCGCUAGAAGCUCAGAGAGCAGGGUAUUCUGUUCUAAUAUAUUUCGCAUACUCUACCUAUACAACUCCAAUAUAUGUGCCAAGUGAAGAGAUAUUAUUGAUUCCGGUUUUAGAAGCUUCAUUGCCUCAAUUAUAUAAAAACAAUACUGCUCAGUGUAUUUUGUUAGCAAACGGAGAUAGAACCAAUGCGGAAAUCAGCGUACAAGUUUUUAGACUCUCAUCAAUAGAACUGAAUGCAAUGAAAUCUAACUUAGAAAACCUUUACUACUGGUUUCUUGUGGGGCCAAUCAUCACACUCGAGUGGAUGAGACGGACAAAGAAAUUCUGUUGGCAAUCCGGACGGCGUGAAAGAAGUGAAAAUCCAUGAGACUCUGAAGCGGAGAACCAAGUCGAGACUGAUGCUGAAAGAGAAGGCGAGCAUAGAACUGGGGAGCCAGUACAACGAUUAGCAUACCAAGAAAGACCUGUUGAAGAACAACCCCUGCUAAUUAGUGCCGUACGUAAUAACUCACAUGAUGUCAAUCGUUGUCCUCGAGGAAGUGGUUGUGUCAGAAAAUACCACGGUGUUUGUGACAAAGCAGCAAUAGGCCUUGGUUAUCUGAUUCUUGUUUUAGCCGCUCUUCCGGUAGGCUUGUCUUCUGGAGGACUAUCCUUUUUUAGAUUUGAUGCCUUUGGAGGCAACUUUUACUUUUCUUCGACUUCUUCCAUUUUCGCCUGGCCCAACUUUUUAACUUACAUAGAAGCUCCUGUGUGGUGGUCACCUUUUCAGAUAUUUUUCUUUUUCAUGUACAGUCACCUUGCCUGUGGAAAUCAACGGAGAGGGACAUGGACUAUUCCUACAAAUUUUUCAAAAUUAAUCCGAAAUGACUGGUUCGCGUUGAACAUUUAUUUGCUAGUGUUGGGUGUUGUUGAGCCAUUUUGCACAUUAUCAGGUUCGGUGGGUAUCAGAUAUUUCCUCGUUCCCUUUGCACUUUGCAAUUCCAUAAACACAGUAUGUAAUUUUCUUUUUUUAAUCAUUCUAAACAAGCACAAAGUCGUCAAGCGC
This is a messenger RNA of Porites lobata, 1407 nucleotides long. Lineage: Eukaryota; Metazoa; Cnidaria; Anthozoa; Scleractinia; Poritidae. The record is from the annotation of a GenBank genome assembly.